Messenger RNA from Eptesicus fuscus (big brown bat), 3684 nucleotides. Its product is annotated as KIAA2012 ortholog. Lineage: Eukaryota; Metazoa; Chordata; Mammalia; Chiroptera; Vespertilionidae. The record is from RefSeq and is a predicted model, not a curated record.
AUGCUCCCGCUCUCUCCCCUGAGCCGGGGACAUGGCAAGUGGGUCCAGCACAAACAGAAGGUAGAAGUCUAUUUUGAACCAGAGGAUUACUUGAACUGGAAGUCUCCAGAAGAUUAUGUCCUGGUCUGCAAACCGCAGGAUAAGGGCGACCCCACUCAGCACACAUGGAGCCUCUUCCUCCCUAAAACUUUCAGCACCAGAAAGGGUGUCCUGAUCCUCUACUCAGAAGGUUUAGCCCUGUCAGCAUGGACGCCCCGAGAGAGGAGAAAAGGCCCCGGCCGCCCCCAAGGCCACAGGAAAAGGCCGGGUCCUAAGCUGCUCGCGCUUCGGGACCUCAGAGAAGCCAUCCUGGCUCAGGAGAGGAGACAGCAUCAGCUCAGCCCCAACAUAGCCUUAGGAGCCAAUGGGCAGAGGCAGGAGCGCUGUAGGGAGGGAGUAGCCCCACAAGUGGGCAUGGGCUCUGGACCCAACAACAGCAAGGAUGGGAAUGACGAAGUUCACCUUGGUAGGUCGGUAGGGCUCGAUGAAUGGGAAGCUGGGGCUGGUGGACCCAGGGACCAGGGCUCUGUUGCCAAGAACCACAGCCAUCAGGGGACCUUGCCGCCACUCAGGAAGCAGCUCUGGUAGGAAGAUGAAACCCAGGCAGAGGACACGUCGAUAGAGAACCACCAUCGUAUGCAGGUUUCAAAGGAAAACCACAAUGAAAAAACACAGCAAACCUCCAGGAGGGCCUUUGGGCAUGCCCACAUUGAUCACCCUUGGCUCAGGGGUGACAAACCCCACAUUACAUUCUAUGGCAACUCCUUCCCCAGUAGGAACGCAGAUCUCAGUGACAAACAAGGGAACAUGAAACUCCACACGGGCGGCAGCAGCCACUUGUCACAGGAGCCUCCUGCUGAAAGAUGCCUUUUCCCUCCUGUGGCCUCUGCCACUGACUCAGAAAAACACACACCUGGGGAAGUGAAGAAGAAAAAGGCUUCAAAGACCUUGAAAUUACCUCCUAUCUCCCAAGAGCCACCCGGAGUCCCGGACCCCCUGCGGAGUCGCUUUAAAGCCAGAGAGCCCCCAGCAGAGCUCCUCAUCUUCCCAGUGGAGAUUCAUUUCCACACCCGGCGCCCCUCAAAGGAGGAAGUGCACAGAAGAGGUGCUGCGCAUGCUGAGUCAGGACCAGAAACAGAGGAGCCCAGUCCGCCGAGGAGGCCUCCCCUGAAGCAUGCGUCCUCAGAAAGGCUGGCGGAGUUAACAGCGCGUCUCCCAGGGGACAUGGGCAGGGCCACGCUCUCGCCCCAAGAUGGAGGUGCCGCAGCACAGAAGGUGACCCCACCACCGUCCCUGAUGGGGGGAAGAAAAAGGCCAGAGGGCCAGAGGGGCCCGGAUGGCCUGAGGACGUCAGGCCACAGCAGCCCCGCAGGCCGUUCCAGGGGAGCACUCCCAGCAGAAGGACAAGAGGAGUCCGGGGACCCCUCGCUGGGACCCUUGUUGCCGGGUCCCGGAGGAGGCGUCUGCCUGUCCCUCCCAGGGCCGACCCAAAGCGAGACGCUCCUGGCGGCCUACUGGUAUGAAUCUGUCAGUUCACAUUUCAGCCAUGAAAAUGAGGGGUCUAGUAUUCAACAUCUCCUGAAAGCAAACACUGAAUCUGGAACCGAUCUUCACAUGGUCCUUAAUGAAACCUCACCUUUGACCCAAAAGCCAGAGAAGCAGGCAGCCCCGCAGACCUUGGCGGCAGCAGCUCCGAAGGCAGGAGAGCCUCAACGUUGUGUACAUAAAGGGCUGAUAUGUUCAAACAGAAAGGAAUUUUACACGCGCAAGCUGCACAUCGACAUGACACCGUUCCUGAAGGAAAGUGAAGAUGAACUGGACUAUCGUGAAGAGGCAGGAGGAACCCUCGGAGGAGAUCACCCAGACACCCAAGACCCAGAGCCAAGGAGUGUGACCUUGGACCCUCCCAGCGCUUCCUGGGCUGAAAACAUCCAGAGGCCUACGGCAGACACUGCCCAAAAGGCGGGCAGAGAUUAUGACGUAUUCCAUCUGCACAGAAGACUCGCAGAACCUGGGCCUGAGUCCCCAGAGAGGCUGGGUCCUGUCGACACACCUCUUCUUCCAAAAGAAAAAGAAGGGAAGACGAGACCAAGAUUGUCCAAGCAGCAAGCACCAGCCAGCAUCAGUCGUGAGAUGGAGUUGAUUGACAAUGCCAAGAGAAAGAAAAGAACUAAGACAGACAAGUCUAAGGUGCCCAACGGGGAGAGAGAAGGAAAGGUCCACGUAGAAACGAAGGCUGUUGUUGGAAAGUCAAAGGACUCAAAGGCUAAAAAGAAACCAGAGCUAAUUCCCAAAGGAAAACAAUCAGGAGUCAAAAGGAAAAGGACACUGAAGGAAAGGAGCCGGGAAACAGCAGCGGAGCAGAGGGGGCCUGAGGUCUUCAACGCUCAGGGAACAGAAGAAGGCACCCCAGACAGAGGUCUCCUUCCUUCGGGCCUUGAUGUAGAGGAGCCGUGGCUUUCUCCCAGAGCUGAUGCUCAGGAGAGCCAGGUUUCAAUAGAUGGAAGAUCACCGCCCACCCCGACUGUGGCUGUCACGGGACACACGGAAUCCGAAGAAGACAGAAGCCACGGGGAUCCUCCGAAGGAUCUCCUGGCCAAGAGGGAGCAGGAGAGAGCUCUCUGGGACAGGCAGCGAGCGGAAAGGGCCGAGAUGAGACGGCUGGAGGUGGAGAGGAAGAGGAGGGAGCAGGAGGAGCAGAGGCGGCUCCGGCAGGAGCAGCUGGAGAGGGCCGAGAAGAUGAAGGAGGAGCUGGAGCUGGAGCAGCGCCGCCGCGCAGAGGAGAUCCGCUCGAGGAAACAGAAGCAGGAGGAAGAGCGGCAGCGGCAGGAGGAGGAGGAGAGACAGCAGUGGCUCCAGCGGCAGGCGGCCCAGGAGCGGGCCCGGCAGCAGCAGGAGGAGUUCCAGAGGCGGCUGCAGGCGCUGCAGCGGCAGAAGCAGCACGAGGAAGCCGCGCGCGCUGAGGCAGAGAAGCAAAGGCAGCAGGAGCUGGAAAUGAAGCUGGCCGAGGAACACAGGCGCCUGGUGGGAAUGGCUGAGGAAGAGCGGCUGGAGUACCAACGGCAGAAACAGGAGGCAGAAGAGAAGGCUCGGCUGGGAGCAGAGGAGAGGAGGCACCAGCAAGAGGAAGCAGCCAGGCUGGCCCUGGAGAAAGCCAUGAAACAAGCCCAGGAUCGAGCCAGGCAAAAGUCUGCUUUGAGGAAACAUCUUCGUUUCUAUCAAGAACUCCACAAGGAAGCCAAUGGCCUGCAGUGGGCACACAACAUUUCCAGACCAUGGGUCUACUCUUACUUCCAGUUCCUACAAAUACCCAGACCUUAAGGCUAGAAGAAAACUAAAAAAGGCCCGAUGCACGAAGAUUCCCCUGGCUGCGGCACCACCUUCGCUCCUGCAGGAGCCGCCUUUUCGCUCUGGCCCAGAGCCGCCUUUCCGCCUUCCCACAUUGCCCAGAGGCCCGGAGCAGCUGGGGCAGUGCAGAACACCUGCAUCGUCGCUAAGGCGACGAUGCAAGCAUCCCACCCGACCCCGACUGCUCAGCACCUGUGUAUGCAAAUUAACCCACCAUCUUUGUUUGGGUUAAUUUGCAUACUAACUCCUGAUUGGCUGGUGAACUUGUUACACCCCAAUUAAUAAGACUUUAAUGGG